This is a messenger RNA of Drosophila persimilis, 301 nucleotides long. RefSeq lists its product as uncharacterized. NCBI's taxonomy places the organism in Eukaryota, Metazoa, Arthropoda, Insecta, Diptera, Drosophilidae. The record is from RefSeq and is a predicted model, not a curated record. The transcript has 2 exons. Gene Ontology annotation, biological process: defense response. Bases 23 to 250 code for a protein of 75 amino acids.
CAAGCCCAGCCCCGAACCGAGCAUGAAAUCGAUCGGACUUGCCUCAGCAGUGCUGCUUCUUUGCUGCCUUCUGGCUGUGGUCAACGCCACGCCCGGCAAGGUGUAUAUCAAUGGGAAGUGCAUUGAUUGCAAUCGACCAGACGGUGACGACUCCAUCGUUAUUCCCAUGGAACCCCGUUCAGGGGCAAUGUCGUACGCCCUCACUUCUGGAGCCAUGGUAUUUGGAGUACUAUAUCAUCUUUGCAGCUAGUUAAAUGUCUAAUAAAAUAAAUACAUAAAUAAAGUUUCCAUUAUAAAAAGA